Messenger RNA from Strongyloides ratti, 2622 nucleotides. RefSeq names its product Glycogen phosphorylase, muscle form. The coding region runs from base 1 to 2622 and encodes 873 amino acids. Gene Ontology annotation, molecular function: pyridoxal phosphate binding; glycogen phosphorylase activity. Gene Ontology annotation, biological process: glycogen catabolic process. The transcript has 2 exons. NCBI's taxonomy places the organism in Eukaryota, Metazoa, Nematoda, Chromadorea, Rhabditida, Strongyloididae. The record is from RefSeq and is a predicted model, not a curated record. Gene Ontology annotation, cellular component: cytoplasm.
AUGCCCUUCUGGCCCUGUCAUCCAACAAAAUGUAUACGUGCUUUAAUGAAAGAAAAAUUGCGUAUUUCUAAAAACAUAAAAUAUUUGAUGCAAAGUGAUCACGAAAAACGCAAGCAAAUUUCAGUUCAUGGAAUAGCACAAGUAGAAAAUGUUUCAAAUAUUAAAAAUUCUUUUAAUAGACAUUUACAUUUUUCAGCAAUUAAAGAUCGAAAUGUAGCAACUCCUCGUGAUUAUUUUAAUGCAUUAGCUCUUACCGUUCGUGAUCACCUUGUCUCUAGAUGGAUCAGAACACAACAAUAUUAUUAUGAAAAAGAUCCAAAACGUAUUUAUUAUCUAUCAUUGGAAUUUUAUAUGGGAAGAACAUUAUCAAAUACAAUGAUUAAUUUAGGAAUGCAGGCAGCAUGUGAUGAGGCUCUUUAUCAAUUAGGUUUAGAUAUUGAAGAUUUACAAGAAAUUGAAGAAGAUGCUGGUUUAGGUAAUGGUGGUUUAGGUAGAUUAGCUGCCUGUUUCCUUGAUUCUAUGGCAACACUUGGAAUACCAGCUUAUGGUUAUGGUCUUAGAUAUGAAUAUGGUAUUUUUAAACAAACUAUUGUUGAUGGAUGGCAAUCUGAGGAACCAGAUAAUUGGCUUAGAUAUGAUAAUCCAUGGGAAAAAUCUAGACCAGAAUAUAUGAUUCCAGUUAAUUUCUAUGGUAGAGUUGAAAAAGAUCAAAAAGGUAGAGCUAAUUGGGUUGAUACUCAAAUAGUUUUUGCUAUGCCAUAUGAUACUCCAAUUCCUGGUUAUCAUAAUAAUGUUGUAAACACCUUACGUUUAUGGUCCGCUAAAGCUGAAAAUCAUUUUCAUUUAAAAUUCUUCAAUGAUGGAGAUUAUCUUCAAGCAGUUUUAGACAGAAAUAUUUCAGAAAAUAUCACUCGUGUUUUAUAUCCAAAUGACAACAUGUUUUCUGGAAAAGAACUUCGUCUUAAACAACAAUAUUUUUUGGUUGCAGCUACUCUCCAAGACAUCAUUCGUAGAUUUAAAAAUUCAAAAUAUGGUUGUCGUGAUAUUGUUCGUGUAAACUUUAACACUUUCCCUGACAAGAUUGCUAUUCAAUUAAAUGAUACACAUCCAUCAAUAGGAAUUCCAGAAUUUAUAAGACUUCUCGUUGAUGUUGAAGGUCUUCCAAUGGAACAAGCAUGGGAAAUUUGUGUAAAAACAUUUGCAUAUACAAAUCAUACACUUCUUCCAGAAGCACUUGAAAGAUGGCCAGUUCAUUUAAUGCAAAAUCUUCUUCCAAGACAUUUAGAAAUAAUAUAUGAAAUUAAUCAGAAAUUUAUGGAUGAAGUUGCUAAAAGAUAUCCUGGAGAUUUUGAUCGUAUGAGAAGAAUGUCAAUUAUUGAAGAAGCUGAUUCAAUGGGAGAGAAAAGAGUUAACAUGGCACAUCUUUGUAUUGUUGCAUCACAUGCAGUAAAUGGUGUUGCUGCAUUACAUUCUGAUUUAUUAAAAAGUCAAACAUUUAAAGAUUUUCAUGAAUUUUAUCCAGGUAAAUUCCAAAAUAAAACAAAUGGAAUAACACCAAGAAGAUGGCUUCUUAUGUCUAAUCCAUCUCUUUCUGAGGUAAUUACAGAAAAAAUUGGAGAAGAUUGGAUAACAAAUCUUGAUGAACUUCAAAAAUUAAAAGAAUAUGCAAAUAAUCCUGCAUUUUUAGAUGAUAUUAUGAGAGUAAAACAAGAAAAUAAACUUAAAGUUGCUGAAUGGUUAAAAUCAGAAUAUGGUGUUCAAGUUUCAACUGACUCUCUUUUUGAUAUUCAUGUUAAAAGAAUUCAUGAAUAUAAACGUCAACUUUUAAAUGUUCUUCAUGUAAUUACACUUUACAAUAGAAUUAAAGCCAAUCCAAAUGGUAAGUAUGUUCCAAGAACAGUAAUGUAUGGAGGAAAAGCUGCUCCUGGUUAUCAUAUGGCAAAACAAAUUAUAAAACUUAUUAAUUCUGUUGCUGGAAUUGUCAAUAAUGAUCCAAUAAUAGGAGAUAAAUUAAAAGUUGUAUUCCUUGAAAAUUAUCGUGUAUCAAUGGCUGAAAAAAUUAUUCCUGCUGCUGAUUUAUCUGAACAAAUCUCUACAGCAGGUACAGAAGCAUCCGGUACUGGAAAUAUGAAAUUUAUGGUUAAUGGUGCAUUGACAAUUGGAACAUUAGAUGGUGCAAAUGUUGAGAUGGCAGAAGAAAUGGGAAAAGAAAAUAUUUUCAUUUUUGGAAUGACUGUUGAAGAGGUUGAAGAUCUUCAAAGAAGAGGAUAUAACUCUAUGGAUUUCAUAAAUAAAAAUAGUGAAUUAAAACAAAUUGUAGAUCAAAUUGAUGGUGGAUUCUUUACACCUGAUGAACCAAAACUUCUUCAAGAUCUUGCUAAUAGUCUUAAAUAUCAUGAUAGAUUUCUUGUAUGUGCAGAUUAUGAAAGUUACAUUGAAUGCCAAGAAAAGGUAAAUGAAACAUACAAAGAUAGAGAAAAAUGGGCUCAGAUGACUCUUUAUAAUAUUGCAUCAUCAGGAAAAUUUUCAACUGACAGAACAAUUUCUGAAUAUGCUAGAGAAAUUUGGGGUAUUACACCAGGUGAAAUUGAACUUCCCGCACCAUAUGAACCAAAAGCAUAA